GUGUGUGUGAGUGAGUGUGUGUGAGUGUGUGUGUGAGUGUGUGUGUGCGCGCAUGUGGGGGGUGUGAGUGUGGGAGAGGAGGCGAGAGAGUGCGUGCGUGUGUGUCUGCGUGUGUGUCUGCGUGUGAGUGAGUGAGUGAGUGAGUGAGUGAGUGGAUUCCAGAUUUUCUGUCUUUCCCAAACCCGCUCCUGUCCUCUCGCAUAUCACUCACGGACGGAGAUCUGACAGCAGCCACAAACCCACCGCGAGUGGCCGUGAUCGCUCCGCGCGCGGAUCCGCCAUCGAGCCGAGGAGGAGGAGGAGGAGGAGGAGGAGGAGGAGGAGGCGGCAGCGAGGAGGUGGAGGAGGCGCUGGAGGAGGAGGAGGGAAAGAGCCGAAGGAGGAAGAGGAAGAAAAAGAAGAAGCCCACUACCUUCCCGGGAUUGCUUUUUUCUUCCUUAAUCUUUCCGCGCGCGUGUGCGUGUGGCGCGUGUGCGCCGGUCGUCCUUCCCAUCUGAACCCGGUCUUGGAUGUUUAAUAAAGAAAUCAAGUGUCUCACCAGUCACCACAAAAAAAAAGCAAAACCAAAUAUAUAUAUACAUCCAAAAGCAAAAACAAAAACAGAGAGAGGAAAAAAAAAACCCAAAACAAACAAACAAACAAGGCAGAACCAACCUCCGCCGCGAGCCCGCCGCCGGCACCAGCCACCGCGUCUGCCGCCCGCCCGGAGCGGGGGUCUCGGGCCCGCGGUGGCCGAGUCGCAGGGGGGAUCGCCGGGGGGACAGAGGCCGAGUGACGUCCUGGGAGCCGCCGGGCGAGACACGGAGGAGACCCGGAGAGGCGAGAGAGACAGCGGGCCCCGCGCGCGGCUCGGGGCUGGGGCGCCAGAAGUCAGACUGGAGCGAAAGUAGAGCGAUGCCCAGAAGGAAGCAGCAGGCACCCAGGCGGGCAGCAGGCUACGCCCAGGAGGAACAGCUGAAGGAAGAGGAGGACAUAAAAGAAGAAGAGGAGGAGGAGGAGGACAGCAGCUCAGUGGCUCAGCCGCAGGGCAGCAAUGACACGGGGACAGAUGAGGAGCUAGAGACAGGCCCCGAGCAGAAAGGCUACUUCAGCUGCCAGAACUCUCCAGGAAGUCACCUGUCCAACCAGGACGCUGAGAACGAGUCUCUCCUGAGUGAUGCCAGCGACCAGGUGUCGGACAUCAAGAGCGUCUGUGGCCGGGAUGCCCAGGACAAGAAGGCGAACGCGCACCCCAAGCUUCCGCCGCACGAAGCGCACAAUUGCAUGGAUAAAAUGACCGCGGUCUACGCCAACAUCCUGUCUGAUUCCUACUGGUCAGGCCUGGGUCUUGGCUUCAAGCUGUCCAGUAGCGAGAGGCGGAACUGCGACACGCGGGGCAGCAGCAACAAGGGCGACUUUGACUGGCACCAGGACGCGCUCUCCAAAAGCCUGCAGCAGAACUUGCCUUCCAGAUCCGUCUCUAAGCCCAGCCUCUUCAGCUCGGUGCAGCUGUACCGGCAGAGCAGCAAGAUGUGUGGCAGCGUGUUCACCGGGGCCAGCAGGUUCCGCUGCCGGCAGUGCAGCGCUGCCUAUGACACCCUGGUCGAGCUGACUGUGCACAUGAAUGAAACGGGCCACUAUCAAGACGACAACCGCAAAAAGGACAAGCUAAGACCCACGAGUUAUUCAAAGCCCCGGAAAAGGGCUUUCCAAGAUAUGGACAAGGAGGAUGCUCAGAAGGUCCUGAAAUGUAUGUUCUGCGGGGACUCCUUCGACUCUCUCCAAGAUUUGAGCGUUCAUAUGAUAAAAACAAAGCAUUACCAAAAAGUGCCUUUGAAGGAGCCAGUACCAACCAUUUCGUCGAAAAUGGUCACUCCGGCGAAGAAGCGUGUUUUUGACGUCAAUCGGCCUUGUUCCCCAGAUUCAACCACCGGAUCCUUUGCGGAUUCGUUUUCUUCUCAGAAGAACGCCAACUUGCAGUUGUCCUCCAAUAACCGCUAUGGCUACCAGAACGGUGCCAGCUACACCUGGCAGUUCGAGGCCUGCAAGUCCCAGAUCUUGAAGUGCAUGGAGUGCGGAAGCUCACAUGACACCCUGCAGCAGCUCACCACCCACAUGAUGGUGACGGGCCACUUUCUGAAGGUCACCAGCUCUGCCUCCAAGAAGGGGAAGCAGCUGGUGUUAGACCCACUGGCAGUGGAGAAAAUGCAGACGCUGUCGGAGACCCCGAACAGUGAUUCUCUGGCUCCCAAGCCAUCGAGUAAUUCGACGUCUGACAGCACAGCCUCUACCACUGAGUUAAAGAAAGAGAAUAAAAAAGAAAAGCCAGAGGAAACCAACAAUGAAGAGAAAGUCGUGAAGAGCGAGGAAUAUGAAGAUCCUCUACAAAAACCUUUAGAUCCUACCAUCAAAUACCAGUAUCUAAGGGAGGAGGAUUUAGAGGAUGGCUCAAAGGGUGGAGGGGACAUUCUGAAGUCACUUGAAAAUACUGUGACCACAGCCAUCAACAAAGCCCAGAAUGGUGCUCCCAGUUGGAGCGCCUACCCAAGCAUCCACGCGGCCUACCAGCUGUCAGAGGGCACCAAGCCGCCCUUGCCCAUGGGAUCCCAGGUCCUGCAGAUUCGGCCCAACCUCACCAACAAGUUAAGGCCCAUUGCACCAAAGUGGAAAGUGAUGCCUCUCGUGUCUGUGCCCACAAACCUGGCCCCCUACACUCAAGUGAAGAAGGAGUCCGAAGACAAAGACGAGGUGGUGAAGGAGUGUGGGAGAGAGAGUCCUCGUGAAGAGGCAUCCUCGUUCGGCUACAGUGAGGGGGACUCUUUCUCCAAAAGCGAACCACCCUCAGAACCCAAAAAGGCAGAGCCAUGUACCCUGAAAGAAGAGGACAAACUGAUGAAAGAAAGUAGUGAGAAAGAGAAGCCACCAUCCUUAGAGCCUGUGUCUUCUCUUAGUAAUGGUUGUGCCCUUGCCAACCACGCUCCGGCCCUGCCGUGCGUCAACCCUCUCAGCGCCCUGCAGUCCGUCUUGAACAAUCACCUGGGCAAGGCCACAGAGCCCUUGCGCUCCCCAUCUAGCUCCAGCCCGAGCUCAAGCACAAUUUCCAUGUUUCACAAGUCCAACCUCAGCAUCAUGGACAAGCCAGUCCUGAGUCCUGCCUCCUCGAGGCCGGCCAGUGUGUCCAGACGCUACCUGUUUGAGAACAAUGACCAACCCAUCGACCUGACCAAGUCCAAAAGCAAGAAAGCCGAGUCCUCGCAAGCACAAUCCUGCACAUCCCCACCUCAGAAGCACGCUCUGUCUGACAUUGCCGACAUGGUCAAGGUCCUCCCAAAAGCGACCACCCCCAAGCCUGCCGCUUCCUCCAGGGUUCCUCCUAUGAAGCUCGAGAUGGAUGUCAGGCGCUUCGAGGAUGUCUCCAGCGAGGUCUCCACUUUGCAUAAAAGGAAAGGCCGGCAAUCCAACUGGAACCCCCAGCACCUCCUGAUUCUGCAAGCCCAGUUUGCCUCGAGCCUCUUCCAGACAUCUGAGGGCAAAUACCUGCUGUCCGACCUGGGCCCACAAGAGCGCAUGCAAAUCUCCAAGUUUACAGGACUCUCCAUGACCACAAUCAGUCACUGGCUGGCGAAUGUCAAGUACCAGCUUAGGAAAACAGGUGGGACAAAAUUUCUGAAAAACAUGGACAAGGGACACCCCAUCUUCUACUGCAGUGACUGCGCAUCCCAAUUCAGAACCCCUCCCACCUACAUCAGUCACUUAGAGUCUCACCUGGGUUUCCAAAUGAAGGACAUGACCCGCAUGGCCGUGGACCAGCCAAGCAAGGUGGAGCAAGAGAUCUCCCGGGUGUCGUCGGCUCAGAGAUCUCCGGAAACCAUAGCUGGCGAAGAGGACACAGACUCUAAAUUCAAGUGUAAGUUGUGCUGUCGGACUUUUGUGAGCAAACACGCGGUCAAACUCCACCUAAGCAAAACGCACAGCAAGUCACCCGAACACCACUCACAGUUUGUAGCAGACCUGGAUGAAGAAUAGCUCCGCAGGUAUGGGUUUGCUCCCAGGCGAUGGCCGCAGCAGCCUCGUGAGGAGCUCGCUGAAAGGAGAUGCGUCUGCCUAGAGGCAGCUGGCAUCUCCCAAGGCCAAGCAGGACAGUAGCUUGCUGCCGUAGACUUAUUUUUAUGAAAGACCAGAACAUGCUAAAUAAGGCUAACCUUUCUCUUAAGUCCUCCAGUGUAGAGUGGGGAACUAGAGUAAGAUGGGUUUAGAGAGACGAAGUCCACAGAUGAUGCGGCUUCUAGGCCUUCAUGGUACCCGAGCCCCUUAAUACCCAAGACCCAACCUCCAGGGUCCAGCCAAGGCUGCCCCUUCAUAGCAAUGAAUAAGCGCUAGCUGCUUUCUGCAUUCUGUUUCUCCACCCCACCACCCCUUAGCUGUGCUAACAACUUACAGAGUGCUACAAAGGAGAGCAAGAGAACAAAGAUGGGAGAGUUGCUAAGGGCAGUCACUAGACAGAGCUGUCUUAAUCAGCUCGUAAAUAGCUCAAAGCUGUCUUUACUAUUUUUACAUGUAAUUAGUGCUUUUUGCAGCUUACUUUUUAGCAAGUGCUACCUUCCACUUCCUUCCCUUUAUUUCCUACAUCAAUUUUCCUAUAUAACAGCAUGCGUCCUUAAGGAGAUGAUAGAGGAAUAUUCUUCUCAACCGAUCAUUAAAAAUGAGAGAGAGAAGACUAUGUUCUUCUCACAUCUUUUGUUUUCUUUAGGGCAGACUACUAUCAGAGUCCACCUUUGGCAAAAGUAGAUGCAAAGGAUGUCUCUGAGGUCUUACUUCACAUUAAGAAACAAAUGGCUUUCUGCAUACCUGUGCACAAAGCACACGGGGCCCAUUGCGUUAAGAUAAUUUGCAUCACGUAUCACGGAAGUUCAUGCCUGGUAUAGUCACUGAUGCCCAACUACGUCAACUCCAGAUAAAAGGUCAGAGAUCAAGGUCAAAUAUCUUGGCAGAUUAGAAACACAAGCUGCUCUCAAAUGCUGAGCGUAAGGAAGGAUGGAUCCUAACAAGUAUCCUCAUCUCCUUUGUUUGUACUUCCUCUACCUCUUUUUCUCUUCCCUCCAGCAUGAUGCCCCCAGAAGCGUCACAUAUAGUCAAGUUAUCCUUCGUCCAGGGCCCUACUGAACCUUGAGGACCCAACACGAACUAAAUCUGUUGGACAUACCAGUCCAGGUUAUGCCAUUCUGCAGUAUAUAUUUGCUCUGGAUUAAUUCACAAUAAGAUAGAGACAGCUAGUGACCGCUUAACAGAUAAGCUGUGACACCCUAGUGUCUAUGCCUUUGCUUAUAAGGACUGGGCAUGAGGUGAGUUCCAGGUAGAGAGGGGUAUUUGUAUGGCUCUGGGCUCACAUCACAGAGGUGGAGAGAUUUUUUUUCUCUGAGUAUGAGAAUGACCAAAGUGAAAUGAAAGGUUGAAAUAUCUGAUCUGGAACUCUUUCCUUAGUGAGACCUAGACUUCUGGUUUGGACCCAAGUGAAAAUCCUAUUUCUUUGCUUGCAUGUCUUUAUCAUAAGAAUUAAAUGUCACUGGCAGGUUCAUCUCUUGGUUUUCAGCAUGAUUUGUUCAGCUCACCCCACUGAGAGAAAAACUGAAAAGCAUCUAUUGAAUCCACAUGGGAGCCCUGCAACAGUCUAUUUAUUUGCUGUCGAAUAUUUUAAAUUUUAUGUAACUUGCUAUUAUGCUUUUCGAGUGCUUUUCUUUUUUUAAAAAAAAAAAAAGGGGGUGGACAUAAACAUAAUACGUCAAAAAAGAUGAUGUUUCAAAUCCAGUAGUGGUGCAUCCCAACCAUGGCACAAAAGACAACUAGGCAAUGUUUAUUUUGUGCUACAAUAAAGACCAAUUUUCCACCUGUUAGGUUUGUAAUCAUUUUUUUUAACUGCAUUAUAUAAAUAGGGAGACAGAGGAAAGA
This is a messenger RNA of Octodon degus (degu), 5925 nucleotides long. RefSeq names its product teashirt zinc finger homeobox 2 (gene Tshz2). The coding region runs from base 895 to 4005 and encodes 1036 amino acids. Lineage: Eukaryota; Metazoa; Chordata; Mammalia; Rodentia; Octodontidae. The transcript is spliced from 2 exons. Gene Ontology annotation, cellular component: nucleus. Gene Ontology annotation, biological process: regulation of transcription by RNA polymerase II. Gene Ontology annotation, molecular function: DNA binding; DNA-binding transcription factor activity, RNA polymerase II-specific. The record is from RefSeq and is a predicted model, not a curated record.